This is a messenger RNA of Culicoides brevitarsis, 3227 nucleotides long. RefSeq names its product hillarin (gene Hil). The record is from RefSeq and is a predicted model, not a curated record. Bases 564 to 2990 code for a protein of 808 amino acids. The transcript is spliced from 9 exons. Lineage: Eukaryota; Metazoa; Arthropoda; Insecta; Diptera; Ceratopogonidae.
UGUAAAAAUCGGUGCUUCCGCAGAUAUUUUUACUGAUUUUCAUUACUUACUACAAUUUUUUUGUUGUUUUUGUACGACUGUAGUGAACAUGCUGUACGACUCGUAACAAAAAAUAAAAAAUAUUUUCUCGACAAAUCCGUAGUUCGUACACACAGAUUUGGACAUCAUUACACCUUUUUUUAACCAGCAGCAACAAAAAAAGUGCUUAAAAUGGGCACAAUAAUGCGGAAUUGCAUUGACUUGUUGUAAAAAUAAUGAAUAGAGCUUUAUUUAGUGAAUACGAAAAAAAAAUUAGUCAGCAACUUCUUCUUCCAUCCAAUUACUCUCGACGACUCGACGUGCAAUUAUAUCAUUAGCGAAUGAAACGUCAUAAAAAAUAAAUAAAUGAGUGAGAUAAGCCCGAUCUGAAAAAAAAAAUAAAAAUAAAUAAAUAUUUAAAAAGUGAGUGAAUGACUGUGUGGAAAGAAAGUCAUUAAACAAACAUUUUAUGUGAGAAAUUAUUUUUAAAAAAUAAAAAAGUAAACUAAAAAAAUUACUUAAUAACGAAAAAAAAAAAAAAAAAAAUGUAUCGACCGAAUUUUUAUGAAUCCUCGUGCAACAGAUGCAAAGAGAUCGUUUACCAAGUUGAUCGAAUCGGACCCCUGAAGGACUUUACCUUUUAUCAUUCGGGAUGCUUCAAGUGCAAUCAUUGCGGAACAAAGUUGACACUUAAAACUUAUUACAAUAAUCAACAUGAUCAGGAAGAUAAAGAGGUUUAUUGCUGCUCACACGUACCAAAAACGGGCCCUGGCCAUCUAGAUCAGUCCUCUGUGGGGAUUAGACAAGCAUUAAACGUUCCAAAGAGUACAAAUUACAUUAAUGAACAAAUUCGGGGAUCGCGUGAUGGAAUUGAUGGUGCAAAGCGACAAUCAACGCCAAACGGGCUAAAUUACAGUCACGGCUCGUAUCGCGACCCAAGUUCGCCGCCACAGAACGACAGCGACUACAAAUACGGAAGAUUCGAUGCGAGCGCCUUGCACAUCGCGCACGCCCUCAAACAAACGGCAAUCCAAAAGGCAUACGACAAGCCCAAAGAGAAGCCAAUCGACGUUUAUCUGGCACGUGACGAGCAAGCCCGUUUGGAGAUGAAACACCGGAAGGAAGAGGACGAGUUGUACAGGAAGUUUGCGAAGAAGCGCGAGGAGGAGGAUCGACGAGUUCAUAACGAGAUUCAGGAUGAAUGGGAACGCGAACUCGAACGUCUCACGCACAAAUUCGAAAAGGAGCUGACAACCUCCCGUCGAGGCCAUGACGAUCACACAGUCCUCACGUUGCGUCACCAAAAGCAAAAGGAGGAUCUCGAGAAGAACAUGACGCUGCGCAAAACGAAGAAAAAGGAAAGUCUCACCCGUAAAAUGCUCGAAAAUGAGCGCAGCGAAACCGCAGCUCUUGUCGAUCGUCAAUCCAGCGAAAUGUUGGAGCUCAUCAGUGCCCGUCGCAGCGAAUACAUGCAAAACGAGAGCAUUUUCAUCGAUGACGAAUACGCCCCCAACACCGCCUACCCUCUCGUUGCCCCAAAACCGGCGCCGCCUGCCCUCAGCAAAUUCCAAAUUUACGCAGAUCCCGUCGAAUUCCACGACGUCGACCAAAUUGCCAUUUCCGUGGCGCAAGAAGACCAGAAAACCUUCACGGAUCUCGUGCGGCAACUCGUGGGCCGAUGCACGAGUGACAUCGAAAAAGCUCGAACGAUUUUCCGCUGGAUCACGGUGAAAAAUUUGAACACAAUUCAGUUCGACGACGACGAUCAUCGCGGCGAUACGCCAAUGGGACUGUUGCGCGGCAUCAAAUACGGCACGGAAAGUUAUCACGUGUUGUUUAAGCGACUUUGCAGUUAUGCCGGCUUGCAUUGCGUCGUCAUCAAGGGUUACUCGAAGAGUGCCGGCUACCAACCAGGCGUCAAAUUUCAAGAUUCGCGUUUCCGUAACUCGUGGAAUGCUGUUUACGUGGCGGGUGCUUGGCGUUUCGUGCAAUGCAAUUGGGGCGCGCGUCACUUGGUCAACGCCAAGGAGGCACCGAAAACGGGCAAACACAAAAAUGACAGUUUGCGAUACGAAUACGACGAUCAUUACUUCCUCACGGAUCCACGCGAAUUUAUUUACGAAUUUUUCCCGCUGCAGGAAGAUUGGCAACUGCUAAAAAGACCAAUUUCCCUCAAGGAAUUCGAAAAUCUCCCAUUUGUCAGAUCCUUGUUCUUCCGUUAUGGGCUUCAUUUUGCUGACGAGGGUUACGGAGCAGUUGUUUUUACAGAUGACACUGGCGCAGCUACAAUUCGUAUUGCGAUGCCUGCCGAUAUGCAAGGAUGUCUCAUUUUUCAUUACAAUUUGAAGUUUUACGACAGUGAGGAGGAUUCGUAUGACUCGACGUCGCUCAAGAGGUUCGUAAUGCAGUCAGUUAUCGGGAAUGUUGUGGCUUUUAGAGUUCAUGCGCCGUGUUCGGGAGCCUUUUUGUUGGAUAUUUUCGCAAAUGCAGUAACGCCGCAGGAGUAUUUGACCGGAGAACCAAUGAAAUUUAAGUCAGUUUGUAAAUUCAAGAUCUGUUGCGAGGAAUUACAAACCGUAAUGGUGCCUUUGCCUGAUUGUGCAAGCGGCGAAUGGGGUCCCACGAAAGCCACACGACUAUUUGGAUUGAUUCCAAUCACACAUCAGGAACCUCUAAUAUUCGCUGGUCGUAAUAUUGAACUUCAAUUCCGCAUGUCACGCCAAUUAACGGACUUCAUGGCAACUCUCCACAAAAACGGUAUUGAAGAGAAAAAAUUAUCGAAAUAUGUGACGCACAAUGUCUCCGAUGAAAUUGUCACUUUCAUUAUUAGUUUUCCCGAAGAAGGACAAUACGGAUUGGAUAUCUACACACGCGAAGUCGGUCAAGUACAUCACAACAACAACUCAUCAACGGAGAAACACCUCCUGACUCAUUGUUGCAAAUAUUUAAUUAACUCAUCUAAAAGAAAUUAACCAGAAAUUAAAUUUUUUGAACGAAUAUUUUGAGAAAUUUACGAAAUUCAUUGAAAUUAUUGAUUGAGAAUUAAUCAAAAAAAUCACAAAAUUUAAUAAAAAGUACUAAUAAGACGAAAUUUUUCCUUUUUCAUUACUGUCACGAAAACUAUUGUUGACAAAUCUAGAAUAUUUAAUUAAUUAAAAAAAAAAUGAAUUAACAUUUUAUACUGAAAUUUCUUUACUAUGUAAAUAAUU